AUGAACAAUUUUACUAAAUAUCAAGAUGAACAUGAUGAAUUUCUUCAUCCAUUAUGGUUGGGUAUAUUACUAUUAUUUUUUGUAAUAAUUAUUAUUGGUUUAUCAUGUUGUGUACGAAAAAAAUUUGGUUCAUCAAUACAUCAUUUAUUCAAUCGAUUAUGUUGUAAAGAUGAAUUAAAUAAUGAAGAUAAUUUCAAAAAAAGGAUGAAUUUACAAAUAGCAAAUGCAUAUAAUUGGGCACCUAUUUUUGCUCCGUCAACAAGUGUAUCACCUAAAUUACAUACAUUAGUUCGAAGUCUUCAAAUGACUAGUCUUGAAAAACAAUUAUCUAUUCAAACUAUAAAUAAUAAUGAACAUAAUAGUUCUGAAAAUGAUGUAUCGUCAACAGGUGACGAAUUCGAUCAUGCUCAAACAUCUUCAUGUCAAAAUUCCUCUCAAUCAACUAAAGAAUUAAGUCAUAAUCGAAAUUGUGAAACAGCUCGAAAAUUUUAUGCAAGUAUGCGUCAAACAAGUGUAUGUAAAAAUUCUAUGUCAGUCGAUAGUUGUGAUUCUCAACCAUCGUUAUUAAAAACAAAUCCUAUAAUGAAAGCAAAUCGAAUGAAUAAAUUAAAAAAUUUUCGUACACCACGUUUUUUUCAAUCAAUAACAUAUAGAUGUUAA
Messenger RNA from Rotaria sp. Silwood1, 660 nucleotides. The record is from the annotation of a GenBank genome assembly. Lineage: Eukaryota; Metazoa; Rotifera; Eurotatoria; Philodinida; Philodinidae.